Molecule: messenger RNA, 473 nt
Organism: Entrophospora candida
Lineage: Eukaryota; Fungi; Glomeromycota; Glomeromycetes; Entrophosporales; Entrophosporaceae
Source: the annotation of a GenBank genome assembly
AUGGGACAAUUUCAACUUGUUAACAGGUUUGACUUCAAAGAAGGACCUGAGUUAUAUUAUGGAUUAAAUCAAAUCCAAGAUGAAGAGCCACUUGAAUAUUUCGAAAAUGAAGCAACCACUCCAGAAUUAGUUUCAGAGGACUUGGAUAAAGAAGGACAAUAUCAUGAAGUUGAUGAAAGUGAAGUGCUGGAAAAAGCACAAAACUUUUAUAUUAAAUUAAAUGGUGAACCUGAACCUGAAAGAUAUGAUACUUGGAUGAAUAAUAAUCUUGAAACAUGGAACAAAGCAAGAGAAAGAGCUUAUUUCAAAGCUCAAGAAGCUUUAGACUAUUUGUGGGAAAGUACCCUCACAUAUUUAAAUGAAGGAUAUAUCUGGCAAAUGAAUGAAUCUUUUAACAAUAAUAGAGAAGCUGCUAUUGCUAGAUUACCUACUAUACUAGAUUUAACCAAGGAUAAUUGGUUAAAACUGGCAAA